AAAUUUUACUUUCCUUACUUUCCUUUCGUAACUUAUCGAUGAGAUGUCUGUAGAUUGUUGGCAAGAAGUUAUUGAUGCUUAUGAUAAAUUAUUUGAAAAUGAUGAAGGUUAUGAUGUUAUUAUUUAUGCUGGUGAAAAUGAAAAUAUGGAAGAAUUACAUGCGCAUUCAAUUAUUUUACGUAUCAGGUCACAAUAUUUUCAUGCAGCACUCUCUAAUGAAUGGGCAAAGAAAAAGGAUGGAAAAUUUAUUUUAGAAAAACCAAAUGUUUUUCCAAAUGUUUUAAAAGUUAUCUUAAGAUUUAUUUAUUGUGGAAAAAUUGAUUUAACAAUAUUAGAAGGACCAGAUUUAUUUAGACUCUUAAUGGCAGUAGAUGAACUAAAUAUUCAAUAUUUAAUUCCUCGUGUUGAAAAACAUUUAAUUAAAUAUCAAUAUGAAUUUUUACAUCAAAAUCCCUUGAGAAUUCUUGAAACAAUUUAUCAAAAUGAAUCUUUUACAAGUUUGGUAGACUUUUUUUUUAAUAAAAUAUGUGAAAAUUUUGUUAAUUCAGAUAAAUUUAUUACUAUACAACCACAUUUAUUGGAAUUUCUUUUAAAAAGAGAUGAUUUACAUUUAGAAGAAGUUGACAUAUGGGAUAACUUGAUGAGAUGGAUUUUUGCACAGUAUCCUAAUAUUCCAAAAGAUAUUACUAAAUGGAAUAAUGAAGAAGUUAUGAUUAUGGAAAGGACUCUUAAUGGAUAUAUUCCUUUAAUUAGAUUUUAUCAUAUAUCUUUGAAGGAUCUUUAUGAUAAAGUAUAUCCUUUAAAAGAAUUAUUACCAAAAGAUUUAAUUGAUAACCUUUUUAAAUUUCCAAAUGAAAAAACAAAUAUUGAUAAACAUCUUCCCAGACGAUCAAAGUAUGAUUCAGUUAUCAUCGAAUUUCGGCAUUUUGCAUUAUUUGCUAGUUGGAUAGAUAAGACUAGUAAUGUUUAUUCAAGAAAAAUUCCUUAUAGUUUUAAUUUACUGUAUCGUGCUAGUAGAGAUGGUGAUACAAUUAAAACAUUUCAUGAGAAAACAGAUAAUUUAGGAGCCAGUAUUGUUGUUGCAAAGAUUAAAAAUACAAAUCAAGUGAUUGGAGGAUAUUCACCAUUCGAUUGGAGUGGAUUUGCUCUUUGGAAAGCUACGGCUGAUAGUUUUAUAUUUUCAUUUGAAGAUUACAAUAAUAUUGAAACAGGCAAAAUUGGAAGAGUAACCAAUAAGAAAUAUGCUAUAUAUGGUCAUAAUAAUUGUGGACCAGUAUUUGGCGUAAAUAAUAAUGUUAGUUGUGAUAUAAUGGUACGUUCAAAUGGUAAAUGGAGCUCAGAACCGCAUGCUUAUCCUGAUAUAGGCAUCCCAGGAAAUUAUGAAGUUGAAAAUUAUGAAGUAUUUCGAGUUUGUUAUAAAGGAUUUAAUUAAGGGAUAUUUAUAUACUGGAUUAUUUGAUAGAGGGGUUAAUGUAAAAUUUAAGUUAUUAUUAUUACUUAUUUUAUUUUACAAUUAACUAAAUGAUAAUAAAUUAAACGUUUAGAAAUUUUUACAAUGACCAAAUCUGAAAUUUGGAGAAAAAGUACAUUAGUAUUUAUUUAAUAUUUAAUUAUUUAUCAUAAUGACAAUUUCUUUUUUAUUUAUAACCAGAAGUUUUUUUAUUUUGUGAUCGAAGAAGGAUAAUUUAAUAUAAUUUAUUAGUACUUUUUUUAGGGGUGCAAGAAACGGAAAGGGCGAGAGAGAAAAAAAGGAGAGAAAGAAAGGAAAGGUAAAUAAUGGAUAAGAGGGCAUAAAAAAAAUAUUACAAAUCAUUUAUUAUUCUCUUCUACUACUAUUAUUUACAGUAACUUUAACAUAAUAUUCGCUCCAAACUUUAUUUCUUUUGAUUAACU
Rhizophagus irregularis DAOM 181602=DAOM 197198 is the source of this 1893-nucleotide messenger RNA. The record is from RefSeq and is a predicted model, not a curated record. NCBI's taxonomy places the organism in Eukaryota, Fungi, Glomeromycota, Glomeromycetes, Glomerales, Glomeraceae.